Molecule: messenger RNA, 799 nt
Organism: Odocoileus virginianus texanus
Lineage: Eukaryota; Metazoa; Chordata; Mammalia; Artiodactyla; Cervidae
Gene: FGF6
Product: fibroblast growth factor 6
Biological process (GO): cell differentiation; regulation of cell migration; positive regulation of cell population proliferation
Cellular component (GO): cytoplasm
Molecular function (GO): growth factor activity; fibroblast growth factor receptor binding
Source: RefSeq, a predicted model, not a curated record
UUUAGGGCCAUUAAUUCUGACCACGUGCCUGAGAGGCAAGGUGGAUGGCCCGGGGACAGACGCUGCUCAUCACUAUGUCCCGGGGAGCAGGACGUCCGCAGGGCACGCUGCGGGCUCUCGUCUUCCUCGGCGUCCUAGUGGGCAUGGUGGUGCCCUCUCCCGCGGGCACCCGAGCCAACGGCACGCUGCUAGCCUCGAGGGGCUGGGGCACCCUGCUGUCCAGGUCUCGGGCUGGGCUGGCCGGAGAGAUCGCCGGUGUGAACUGGGAGAGCGGCUACCUGGUGGGAAUCAAGCGGCAGCGGAGACUGUACUGCAACGUGGGCAUCGGCUUCCACCUUCAGGUGCCCCCCGACGGCCGGAUCAGCGGGACUCACGAGGAGAACCCCUACAGCCUGCUGGAGAUUUCCACGGUGGAGCGAGGCGUGGUGAGCCUCUUUGGGGUGAAGAGCGCCCUCUUUGUCGCCAUGAACAGUAAAGGAAAAUUAUAUGCCACGCCCAGCUUCCAAGAAGAGUGUAAGUUCAGAGAGACCCUCCUGCCCAACAACUACAACGCCUACGAGUCGGACCUGUACCGAGGCGCCUACAUCGCACUGAGCAAAUACGGACGGGUGAAGCGGGGCAGCAAGGUGUCCCCCACCAUGACUGUCACGCACUUCCUCCCUAGGAUAUGAGGACCCUGGAGGAAGGCUCACAGGUGGAAAGCAAUGUCUUUUCUGUUGGAAUUUUGCACAAGUGGACAGUGCCCCCUCCCCCUAUGUCUCCUGAGUCGAGCUCCUUCUCUGCUUGGGAGAGGGGGAGA